Molecule: messenger RNA, 3444 nt
Organism: Ixodes scapularis (black-legged tick)
Lineage: Eukaryota; Metazoa; Arthropoda; Arachnida; Ixodida; Ixodidae
Product: zinc finger protein 665
Exons: 2
Coding region: 453-3083 (876 amino acids)
Biological process (GO): regulation of transcription by RNA polymerase II
Cellular component (GO): nucleus
Molecular function (GO): RNA polymerase II transcription regulatory region sequence-specific DNA binding; DNA-binding transcription factor activity, RNA polymerase II-specific
Source: RefSeq, a predicted model, not a curated record
GAAAACUCCGUCAGCCGCCAUUUUCCCAUUGAAAGUUUCUACAAGCGCGUCAGCGGCGUCAGGCGUCAGCUUCGUUGGCUCAGAGCCGUUGGCUGUUAUUACAGCGCCCUCACGCCGUCGCCACGAGCGGUCGCACGACGGCCUCGAGAGGCCGUUUUGCCUGGCACUGAAGUAUAUAGGGGGCACUGUUGGUGUUGGUGCGGCGGUUUGUUCUACCUUUCUACUAUUUUUGAAAGAACAUUACUGGCGUAAUGGCGUAAUCAGCAUAACCAGCAUAACCGCCGCCAAAGCAACGGACAUUCACAGGGUGUUUCUGCAGAACCACGGUGUGCUGCCGACUACAAAUGGCUGGGCUCAGUUGAUCGUCAGCUGAAGCUUUUUUGCUCCACUGUUGCUCUGCUAGGGAUCGCUACGCGCUUUGGCGGACCAAAGUGGCAUAGUCCGGCUGCGAGAUGACCAUUUCCGUGGACAUCCACCUUAACACGGACACCUCGUCGCUUGACCUGGUGUUCCCAAACGGAAUCGAAGAAGGUGGCAGGGUGAGAUUGAAUCUGUUGCGGCCACCGACCGGCUAUGCCAAACAACAAGCCGACACUCCAGAGGCACCGAUCGGCAGUGCUGCCGACGCCCGAGAAACAACAACGUACGUUCUCGAGAGAGCCUACGUUCCUCCUGGAGCCCACGGUUGUGACGCUGAGUCAAAGCUCCCCUGGGAAACAAAGAACCAUUCCGUUGGUCAGGUCAGUUCAAGGAGCGAACCAGAAGAGUCGGAUUCCGAAGCUGUCGACGCGCUGCCAGGUUCGAACGAUUCGUCCUCUUGCCCUUACUCUCCAGGCACAAGAGUCAAGACGCCGCAGGAUCAGGAAUGCAGACCCGAAGCCAGUGACACUACUGCUAUUGCCAUGGGGUUUUUGUUACGGGUCGAAAACCAGGAACUGCCGCCAGGCCAGGACCUAGUGUUGAUACCGGUGUCUGUGGACGGGAAACACCCGAAAGAUUGCCCAAACACAGUAGCGAGUGUACCCGCUGCAACAGCCUUCGACACUGCCCUCAUUCCAGAGCCCGUGGUACCAUCAAAUUCGACUCCUGUCGAGCUGAGUAGGAACCUAAAGCAGAUAGCAGCACUAUCAACUCCCACUUCGGAAGCUAUUGCAUCCAUAGUCAAUACCGCACCCACCAAAACAACAGUCGCCGUUCCACCGCGUGGCACUCGGGUAGCAGGUGGCGAAUUGCCGAGAAUGAGCCUCAUCCCAGUCGUCCACCCUGAAGUGAUGGCCGAAGCCGAGAAGCUCCCACAGAAAGAACGAGAAGCAUUCAUUGCCACGUCGGCAAAGAUAGUCUUCAAGUGCCUUGAGUGCUCACACUCUACCUUCGACAAGGACGCGGCUCUCAAGCACCUGGCCGAGCACACCCCUUCCCAAGCCGCAGGGGCAGCCGACUCGCAAACCUGCAAAACCCAGCAGUUGGCGAACCACCAGGUUUUAGAUACUCCGCCGGAUCCCUCGGCACAGACCACUCUGGCAAGGAGGUUAACAAGAAAGCCACAGCGUCUUCCGCACUAUCAGCUGGCAAAGGUGGCUGACCCCUUUAAGCCGUGCCUGAUCGAGUUGCGGUGCGAAGACGGCGCAGGUGCAAAAGAGAGGGUGAUGAGGAAAACAGAAGUUGAAUGUCUCGAGUGCGACCAGUGUCACCACUUCUUUGUAUCCCAGAACACCCUACAGAAACAUCAGCUGAACAUGCAUGCAAUCAAGAGCUUCGCGUGCGACCAGUGUCCGCUGGUCACCAAGUCCCAGCGGAGCUUGCGCCAGCACGUAAGCAAGGUCCACCGGCAGACGCUGCCCUUUGAGUGCGAGCGCUGCAGCAAGCGCUUCACCACCAAGCACAAGCUUCAUCGGCACACGGCCGUCAUGCACCUGGGCGACGCGGCUUGCCUGGCAGACGGGCAAAACCCGUUCCCGUCACUCAAGGUCUACCGCUGCCAGGAGUGUCCGCACGUGACCUUUAGCCUGUACCGCAGCAAGGCCCACGCCAUCACACACACGGGGGUCAUGCCGUUCCCGUGCUCGCAGUGUGACAAGUCCUUUGUGGUGCUUGACAUGCUCAAACGGCAUGUUUUGCUGAAGCACGACAAGGGCAAGCAGAGGCCCUGCCCACACUGUGGGCGCCACUUCAUCUCAGAGAGCUUCUACCAGUGCCACCUGCGUCUGCACGAGAUGAAGGGCGGCUUUGCGUGUGACCAGUGCGGGCAGCUGUUCGAGUCCAAGGCGUACCUGGAGCGUCACCAGCAUCAGCACAAGGUGCAGGAGGAGUCCUGCACUUGCGACCUCUGUGGGAAGACCUUCAAGACGGACCGAGCUAGGACUAACCAUGUGCACCACAUGCACCCAGAGGCGGCCACGUCCCCCUCGGUGGCCGUGCUGCGCUCCCUCCACUACCCGCACGGCUGCGACCACUGCCCCAUGCGCUUCAAAACGCCUGUCGAGCUGCACGCACACCAGCAGUGGCGCCACGUUGAUGGCCGCAAUCGCCAUGUCGCGGAAAGCAAGCGCUACGAGUGCUCCUACUGCAGCAAGGGGUACACGUACAACUGCGAGCUGCGCGCACACAUGCGCAGGCACACGGGCGAGCGCCCCUUUGCGUGUGAGCGUUGCGAUCGGACGUUCAGCAAGCAGCAGACGCUCAAGAACCACGUGGUGCGAGUGCACACCAAAGCCUUCAAGAUCCACUGCCUCCUGUGCAAGAAGGGUUGUGUCACCAACACCAAGCUCAAACGGCACCUUCAGACGGCGCACAAGGCAGUAACAAUGCCAACGACACCCGCCGCACCGCGCCGCGAAGCAGCAUCGCCUAACAAGAAGACGACUAGGGCGACGCGCGGCCGGCAGCAACAGCAAGGCGCGGUUCAAAGUCAGGCUGAGCAGCAGGACAGAGACCCGCAUCGGGAGGUGGCUCCCUUAGUGUUUGUGGAGGAACAGGUCGUAAAGAGGGGGUCCAACGGCAAGCAGGUGCUUAAGCAGGAACAGGUGGUGAUAAUGGCCGCGGAGGAGGGGGACCCCAUUCGUCUGCUCAACUCGUGUUUCUAGCGAACUUGAUCGGUGGGAGAGUUUGUGGAUGCUGAAUCAUUUGGGCGGCUCGAGCGAAGCUUUAAUUGUUUUGUCUGUCGACGCCGUUGGGGGUCAUGGGUAGUAGUCGUGUUACGACUAUUACCUUUGGGAGUAACCGUCGACACAGUCUUUCUCGUUUUGCUAUUUGUCCCCGAUGCUUUUCACCAAGUGCGUUAUGGUCCGAGUGUGGUGUCUCGCCAUCUGGAUGUCGACCGAGAAACCUUAAGUUAAAGCAAAAAUUGUUUAACUUGUCUGCUCAAGAAGUGUGCUUGCAAAAGAGUGGAGCCAUAUGUCAAGAGUUGAAGGUGGCCAUAUUGUUCAUGUACCAUGACACCCUGCU